Messenger RNA from Sciurus carolinensis (gray squirrel), 5152 nucleotides. RefSeq names its product trafficking protein particle complex subunit 11 (gene Trappc11). The transcript is spliced from 30 exons. Bases 176 to 3574 code for a protein of 1132 amino acids. Lineage: Eukaryota; Metazoa; Chordata; Mammalia; Rodentia; Sciuridae. The record is from RefSeq and is a predicted model, not a curated record.
GGAAGGGAAGUCUCGCCUACUGGAACCGGCUCUCUGGCUGCGACCCUAGGGUCGGUCGUGGGCGUUUUGUGACACCCUUGCCUGUCUCCCCUCGUACGCUCUCUGCAGGCGGCGACCGGCCACAGCUACAGCGGGCCCAGGGCGUGCGUCCCGGGUUUUUUGUGACACCUUAAAUAUGAGCCCCACGCAGUGGGACUUCCCUGUGGAAUUAUGUUGUCGGCCUAUGGCUUUUGUUACACUUACAGGCCUCGAUGUGGUUUAUAAUGCUGUACAUCGAGCUGUCUGGGAUGCUUUCUGUGCCAAUCGAAGAGCUGAUCGGGUACCAAUUUCUUUCAAGGUGCUCCCAGGUGACCAUGAAUAUCCCAAAUGUAGACCCAAGAGAACUUCCUAUGAAUGGUACAUUCCUAAAGGGAUCUUAAAGACUGGCUGGAUGAAUAAGCAUCUGAAUCUGGUGCCUGCCCUGGUGGUUGUGUUCUAUGAACUGGACUGGGAUGAGCCUCAGUGGAAAGAAAAACAGUCUGAAUGCGCUACCAGAGUGGAAAUUGUCAGGCAAAGUUUACAAGGAAGAAACACAAAAGUCGCAGUGGUUCUGAUUCAGAAGAAAACCCCCUUGCCCCCAGGAGAAGAUGUCAUUGCUUCAGAAAGGGCUGCAGCUUUAUGCAAUGCAUGUGAACUCUCAGGAAAGUCUUUGUUUGUGCUGCCCCACACUGACCACCUUGUGGGUUAUAUUAUAAGAUUAGAAAAUGCCUUUUAUGAGCAUGCACAGACUUAUUACUACACUGAGAUUAGAAGAGUGAAAUCUCAUAAAGAAUUCUUGAAUAAAACAACACACCAGCUUUUAUUUGUUAGACAUCAGUUUAAAAUAGCUUUCUUCAGUGAGUUGAAACAAGAUACACAAAAUGCUCUGAAGAAUUAUAGGACUGCCUAUAAUCUUGUACAUGAAUUGAGAGCUCAUGAAACUAAUAUUCUGGAAAUCAAGACCAUGGCAGGAUUUAUAAAUUAUAAGAUCUGUAGGCUGUGUUUUCAACACAAUACCCCAUUGGAUGCAAUUGCUCAGUUCCGAAAGCACAUUGACUUGUGUAAGAAAAAAAUUGGAAGUGCGGAAUUGUCUUUUGAGCAUGCUGCAUGGAUGUCUAAACAAUUCCAGGCCUUUGGAGAUUUAUUUGAUGAAGCUAUUAAGUUAGGGUUAACAGCUAUUCAAACUCAGAAUCCUGGUUUCUAUUAUCAGCAGGCAGCCUAUUAUGCUCAGGAGCGGAAACAGCAUGCAAAAACCCUUUGCAACCAUGAAGCUUCUGUAAUGUAUCCCAAUCCUGAUCCCUUAGAAACACAAACAGGCGUUCUUGACUUUUAUGGACAAAGACCAUGGCGACAAGGAAUACUAAGUUUUGAUCUUUCUGAUCCUGAAAAAGAGAAGGUGGGAAUUCUUGCCAUUCAGCUUAAAGAGAGAAAUGUUGUUCACUCUGAAAUCAUAAUAACUCUCCUGAGCAAUGCUGUUGCACAGUUCAAAAAGUACAAAUGUCCAAGAAUGAAAAGUCAUCUAAUGGUUCAAAUGGGAGAAGAAUAUUACUAUGCAAAAGAUUAUACCAAAGCUUUGAAAUUGCUGGAUUAUGUGAUGUGUGAUUAUCGGAGUGAAGGAUGGUGGACUCUGCUCACAUCUAUAUUGACUACAGCUUUGAAAUGUUCCUACCUUAUGGCCCAAUUAAAGGAUUACAUUACUUAUUCCCUAGAACUCCUUGGAAGAGCUUCAACUCUGAAAGACGAUCAGAAAUCUCGUAUAGAAAAAAACCUCAUAAACGUUUUAAUGAAUGAAAUUCCAGAUCCUGAACCUGACUGUGAUGUCUUAGCUGUAAAAACUGCUCAGAAGCUGUGGGCAGACCGAGUUUCUCUGGCCGGCAGCAAUGUCUUCACAAUAGGAGUACAGGACUUUGUGCCCUUUGUACAAUGCAAAGCCAAGUUUCAUGCCCCAAGUUUUCAUGUUGAUGUUCCUGUUCAGUUUGAUAUUUAUCUGAAGGCUGAUUGUCCACAUCCCAUUAGGUUUUCCAAACUCUGUGUCAGCUUUAAUAAUCAGGAAUACAACCAGUUCUGUGUAAUAGAAGAAGCAUCUAAAGCAAGUGAAGUUUUGGAAAAUUUGACCCAAGGGAAGAUGUGUUUAGUUCCUGGUAAAACAAGAAAAUUGUUAUUUAAAUUUGUUGCAAAAACUGAAGAUGUGGGAAAGAAAAUUGAGAUUACUUCUGUCGACCUGGUUCUGGGCAAUGAGACGGGCAGGUGUGUGGUUUUGAGUUGGCAGGGAGGAGGAGGAGAUGCUGCUUCCUCCCAGGAAGCCCUGCAGGCUGCACGUUCUUUCAAAAGACGACCUAAACUCCCUGACAAUGAGGUUCACUGGGACAGCAUAAUCAUCCAGGCAAGCACAAUGAUCAUUUCCAGAGUUCCAAACAUUUCUGUGCAUUUGCAACAUGAGCCUCCUGCCCUGACAAAUGAAAUGUAUUGUUUGGUUGUGACUGUUCAAUCUCAUGAGAAGACCCAGAUCAGAGAUGUGAAACUCACUGCUGGUUUAAAACCAGGACAGGAUGCGAACUUAACUCAGAAAACUCAUGUGACUCUUCAUGGAACAGAACUGUGUGAUGAGUCCUACCCUGCUUUACUUACUGACAUUCCUGUUGGAGACUUACAUCCAGGAGAACAGCUGGAAAAAACAUUGUAUGUUCGCUGUGGAACAGUGGGCUCCAGGAUGUUUCUUGUGUAUGUUUCUUACCUGAUCAAUACAACUGUUGAAGAAAAGGAAAUUGUUUGCAAGUGCCACAAGGAUGAAACCGUAACAAUAGAAACUGUCUUUCCAUUUGAUGUUGCGGUUAAGUUUGUUUCCACAAAGUUUGAGAACCUGGAAAGGGUCUAUGCUGACAUCCCUUUUCUGCUGAUGACGGACCUUUUAAGCGCCUCACCAUGGGCCCUCACUAUUGUAUCCAGCGAACUACAGCUUGCUCCCUCUAUGACUGCAGUGGAUCAGUUAGAGUCCCAGCUGGACAAAGUUGUCUUACAGACUGGAGAGAGUGCUAGUGAAUGCUUUUGUCUUCGAUGCCCAUCUGUUGGAAAUGAAGGUGGAGUAGCAACUGGACAUUAUAUUAUCUCCUGGAAGAGGACUUCAGCCAUGGAAAACAUCCCUGUCAUCAGUACAGUCAUCACGCUGCCACAUGUGAUUGUAGAAAAUAUCCCUCUCCAUGUGAAUGCAGAUUUGCCAUCGUUUGGGCGUGUCAGAGAAUCUUUACCUGUCAAGUAUCACCUACAGAACAAGACUAACUUAGUUCAGGAUGUGGAAAUUUCUGUGGAGCCCAGUGAUGCCUUCAUGUUCUCAGGUCUCAAACAGAUUCGAUUACGCAUUCUACCUGGCACCGAACAGGAAAUGUUAUAUAAUUUCUACCCUCUAAUGGCCGGAUACCAGCAACUGCCAUCUCUCAACAUCAACUUGCUUAGAUUUCCAAAUUUCACAAAUCAGCUGCUCAGGCGUUUUAUACCUACCAGUAUUUUUGUAAAGCCACAGGGUCGACUCAUGGAUGAUACUUCUAUUGCUGCUGCAUGAUGCUCAAGGCCAGCCCUCGGCUGUUCUCACACAGAGGAGUCAGACAGAGUGUUUCAUUGUAACCUGUAGCUUUGAUCAUGGUAAAAAGUUAAUCUGUUCUAUUUUUUAAUGGAUGUUAUACCAACUGUUCAGAGGAACUCAUGCUUAAAAUAUUAAGAAAAUCAUCCUCUUAUAGUUUCACUAAUAAAUAUUUGAAAUCUGUCAGUGUGAUGUGAAUGGACUUCAGACCCUUGAUACCAAAUGAUACAAAAGUCAUUUUAUGAAUGGUAAGUUCUUCCAAAAGUAAGUGAUUUUCCUGAGGAAUUUUCAGAGGAAAAUAAAGCAUCUCAAACAUGAUCAGACCAAGAGAGGAAAAUGCACCAGUGUCUGCACCCAUGCAGUUCUCAAUCUCUUAUGAGUCUCUCAGAGUUGGCCAAACUGGAGAUUAUCCAUCUUCAUAACUCCAGUGUGUGCUCACAAUAUAUAUACAACAGCACACUUGUUACAGAAAAGCUCCAGAAAGUUUUAAGCUAAACAAUUUAAAGAUAUCAAAAUAUUUUUGCCUGCCAUGAAAAAUUGUCAGAUAGGUUCAGCCUGCAACCAAAUGUGGAUCACUUACGAAGCAGGUUCAUAUUUCUGAAGGACCUGAGCUGCAAGGAUAUGAUUAUAAACAUAAUGUCCUAAACUAAAAGUUUUUGAGAAUGAUGUAAAGUUUGAAUAAAAGGUCUCAAUUAUGUCAUGCAGUUCCAGAACUCUUGAAAAUUCAUGUAAAUAAAAAUUGUCUUUGUUAAAAUAUCUCAAUAAUUUAGAACUACCUGAUUUCUUGCAAACUGUUACUAUUUAAAAAGUGGAAGCAUUGUAAAAAGAAAAUAUGAUGUAAAUAAUUAUCUUCUCUUUCAAAUAUGCUUAUAUAUAUAUAUAUAUAUAUAUCUUUAUUUUGAACUUGGUUUCACUUCAGCUUCAUGAAACAGCUUUUAGUAAGAGCACUGUUCAUGCGGUAUAGUGGAGAGCAUAGGACUGGGAAGUGGGUAUCUGUGGUCUAGAACUGGCUCUGCUAACCAUCACUGAGACUUGGACAGUGGGCUAGGCUGUGUUGGGAGGGUGGAGACAUGACAGGAAUCCACUGGAAUCAAAUUCACCUCUACUCUUGCUGGCAGGUGACUCUGUUCAAGUUACUCAGCCUCUAUCUCAGUUUUCUCACAUAUAAGAUGUAAAUGAUAAGACCUGUCGCAGACUCGGUCUGAGAAUGCUGUAGAUUAAUAUACAUCGGAAGAGUUGGAACAGUGCCUGACCCAAAGUACAUGCUCAGCCACUGUCAUUUAUAUCAUUACUUUUGAUGGAAGUUGAAGAGGAUAUUCCUGCAUCACCUGGAAAGGUCCACAUUAUCAGAAUUUGUUAAAUGUUUUACAUAAUGCAGCACAUACAUAGUAUACACAGGUAUGCAUAAAGAUGUGUGUGUAUGUAAAUAUAUAAAACUGUAAACAAAAGUUUCAUGAAACAAUAGUUCCAUUCUUUAUCUUUUUAUAUUUUGUAUAUUACUGUGUUUUGUUUAAAAAAAAAAAAGCCUUCAUUAGAGCUUGGUAAAUUGAUUUCAUAAUU